GAAAAAAAAAAAGGAGCAUUGAAAGCGAGAAAGAGGGCGGUGGGAUCUAUCGCGAUUCCCCCUUGUUUCCCACUAUUAAUUAAAAAUACAGAGAAGAGGGGAGAAGAUAAACCAACUAGCCAACCCUGGCGGCGAGAUCUCGCGAUAUUCUAACCUCAAGAUCUGCAGAGCUGCGUGAGAGCCUGAGAGUGGGGAUGAGUAAUAAUGGGAGGAAAAGGAAACGCAGCGGGCGAUAAAAUCGAAGCAACAACAACCUGAGGAGAAAUUACAUACUUCUCGAAGCUCCUCGGAUCCUUUCCAGCUUUCCUCUCAAUUUAAAAUCUCAAAUCUCGUUUCCGUAUUUUGGGUGCCUACUUGGGACGGUAACUACCCAUCAUGGUUCGAGAGAAAGAUGUAUGCUGGGAAUACUGUGAAAAGUUAGAAGGAAACAAAGUGAGAUGCAAAUUUUGUAAUAAAGUUUUGAAUGGUGGCAUCAGUAGGUUGAAGUUCCAUCUAUCUCGGCUGCCCAGCAAAGGUGUCCAUCCCUGUAGCAAGGUUAGAGAUGAAGUUACUGAUAGAGUGAAAGCUAUUAUUGCGAUGAAAGAGGAGGGCAAGGAAGCUGCCAGUGCUAAGAAACAACGGUUAGCUGAAGUCAAGUCUCCUCAUGUAUUGAUUCCCAGCACCAAAAUGCUUAUCCCAGUAGAGGCUUCACCACCGCUAGUGAAAUUAUUUCCUCCUACUACAUCAAGGCCGCAGUCUUCUUUCGAUGCGGAGAGAUUUGUAGCUGAGUUCUUUUUUGAGAACAAGUUAGACUUCAGUGUUGCCCACUCUUCCUCAUAUCAACUCAUGCUGGAGGCAUUCGGUGGCCUUGAGUUCAAAGGUCCAUCACCGGAAGCUUUGAGGACUACUUGGCUGCAGAAGCUUAAAUCAGAAAUCACGUUGCAAAUGAAAGAGAUAGAGAAGGAUUGGGUAUCUACUGGAUGCACCGUCAUAGCUGAUACAUGGACGGAUAAUAAAUCAAGGGCAAUAAUGAAUUUCUAUGUUUCAUCUCCUCUGGGGACAUUUUUCCAUAAAUCUGUAGAUGCCUCUACAUAUUUCAAAAACACCAAAUGCCUUUGUGAUUUGUUUGAUUCUGUAAUUCAGGAUUUUGGGCCGGAAAAUGUUGUUCAAGUCAUCACAAACAAUGCUCUCAACUAUGAUAGCGUGGGAAAUCAUAUCAUGCAGAAUUAUGGCACCAUCUAUUGGUCUCAAUGUGCUUCUAAUUGUCUAAACCAGAUAUUGGAAGAUUUCUCCAAGGUCGACUGGGUGAACCGAUGUAUCUUACAAGCGCAGAAUAUUACAAGGUUCAUCUACAACCACGGUUGGGUCGUAGAACUGAUGAGAAAAUUCACUGCAGGUCAGGAGAUUGUACGGACUGGUAUCACAAAAUCUACCUCCAGUUUUCUCUCCUUGCAAUCAAUGCUGAAACAUAGAUCAAGGCUAAAGCACAUGUUUAAUAGUCCAGAAUACUCAUCCUCUCCUUAUGCUAAUAGACCACAUAGUUUGUCAUCCAUUGACAUUCUCGAAGACAAUGAGUUCUGGGGUGCAGUUGAAGAGAUUGCAGCUGUUUCUGAACCACUGUUGAAGGUAUUGAGAGAUGUUUCUGGAGGAAAACCUGCUGUAGGAUCUAUAUAUGAGUCUAUGACCAAGGUAAAAGACUCUAUUAGGACUUACUACAUAAUGGAUGAAGUCAAGUGCAAAACAUUUCUAGAUAUAGUGGACCGAAGGUGGCAGCAUCAACUCCAUUCACGUCUUCAUGCAGCAGCAGCCUAUCUAAACCCUAGCAUUCAAUAUAAUCCUGAAGUAAAAUUUCUUGGAAUCAUUAAAGAGGAUUUCCUCCAUGUCGUGGAUAAACUUCUUGUUCAGCCAGAACUGAGGCAUGAUAUCACGACACAGAUAUAUGUAUUCAAGAAGGCACAGGGGAUGUUUGGCUCUAACCUAGCUAGGGAAGCACGCAACACAACCUCUCCCGGAAUGUGGUGGGAACAAUACGGAGAUUCAGCUCCAGGGUUGCAACGCGUUGCUGUUCGAAUAUUGAGUCAGGUCUGCAGUGCUGCCACCUUUGAGAGAAACUGGAGCUCUAUUCAGCAGAUGCAUUCAGAAAAGCGUAAUAGGCUGGAUAAAGAGACUUUGAGUGACCUUCUUUAUGUGCACUACAAUCUAAAGCUAAGGGCGAAGCAGAAGAAUGCUGAGGUAGAUCCUAUCGUACUCGAUGAAAUAGACAUGACAUCCGAUUGGGUGGAAGAAGCGGAGAACCCAAAUCCGGCCCAGUGGCUUGAUAGGUUUAGUUCUGCAUUAGAUGGUGGGGAUCUGAAUACUAGACAGUUCAACACUUCUAUUUUCAGUUCCAAUGACCAUAUAUUUGGUUUGUGAUGAUAUCUCUUAGUUGUUGAGAUAAGCAAAAUCACGAUCUUGAUGUUUCUCUUUCUUGAUCUUGGGAAUUCUAUGGAUUACUGCAGUAAGUAAUGGAGCAUCCCAUUGUAAUACUUGUAAGCCUUCCGAAUGUUAUGUACAGGGUUUGUUAAAGUUAAAUAAAUCAAGGUGAUGUUAUUAUUUGCUGAAA
This is a messenger RNA of Asparagus officinalis (garden asparagus), 2581 nucleotides long. RefSeq lists its product as uncharacterized. NCBI's taxonomy places the organism in Eukaryota, Viridiplantae, Streptophyta, Magnoliopsida, Asparagales, Asparagaceae. The transcript has 4 exons. Gene Ontology annotation, molecular function: DNA binding; protein dimerization activity. The coding region runs from base 376 to 2391 and encodes 671 amino acids. The record is from RefSeq and is a predicted model, not a curated record.